GAUCCUCGAGGACGAUGCGGUGCCGAUGUCCUUCCUCCCCCCAGCAGCAGCGAACGGAGAUGUGGACGAGGAAAGCGAGGCGGCCUAUUUUCGCCUCUGCGCUGCACGGUGGGCCUCUGUUUGGUCGGCGUUGACGCAGGCAGCCGAAGCCCUGGGCCAGCGAGGCUCAUGGGACAUGCUCCUGGUCGGCAGACACAGGUUUGGUGAAGACAGGCCUAUACCUGGAGAGCACGACUUGGUCGACGCCGGCUUCUCGACCUGCCUCCACGCCUAUGCCGUGUCGAGGAGGGGCGCGGAGCGCCUCCUGGAGCUCACAAAUCUUUCCGAGGAGAGUCCCCUGGGGGUGGUGAUUCCAAUCGACGACCUCCUACCUGGCGUUUGGACCGGACGCCACCCGCGCAGAGAUGUCGAGGUGACACAGGGCACGGGACUUUUGCCUCUUCCCAAGAUCCUGGCCUUAUGCUACGAGCUGAAUGUCUCGAUGGCCGUAAAGGCCUGCUGGCUGACUUGGCUGGUCGUGUCCCUGCUUCUGCUUGCCUCUGCUGGUAGCACUUCCGAAGAUAUGCGAGACACCCUCGGCUCAAUCACGCUGUCUCCUUGGGUCUUCUUCUUGACCGUCGACUUGCCCCUGAUCGUGUUCUUCAUGUUCUUCUUCUUCGCACAUGGCUUGACCUUCGAGUUCUGGACUCCAUCCGUUUGGUUUGAUAAGGCCUGCAUCAAUCAGGAGGAUCAAGAUGAGAAGGAGGAGGCGAUAGCGAUCCUGCCAGAAAUUUUGCACCAAUCCUCCCGCAUCCUAGUCCUCUGGGAUCCCACACUCUUCUCGCGCUUGUGGUGCAACUUGGAGAUUGCGACCUUUGCCAAGAGCCAUAGGGAAGAUCCAGAUGCCAUCCGCAUACUGCAACCCUGGAUUACGCCGUGGCUGCUGUGCAGCUUGUUCGCCGAAUGGUUGGCCGCUCGGGUGUUGCUGCCCUGGUACGGUCAGCGUCUGACCGCAGAGGAGAAUAUCGAGUGGCAUCCAGGAUCAUUUUUGGACUACUUGGUCGCGGGUCUCGUCUCUAACGCUCCGUUCGUUGUUCUUCAGCUUCCAGCCCUGUGGAUAUCCGCAGUCUUCUUCUCUUACAAGCUCAACUGCAGCGCUGACAUCUUGGAUGCCUUUGCCAACUUCGACGUCCGGAAUGCGCAGUGCUCCAUGAGCAGCGACCGGAGGGCGCUGCAUGCGCAGAUUGCACGGUUUUCGACGAGAUCGAAGACGCGCCGCUGA
Symbiodinium sp. CCMP2456 is the source of this 1261-nucleotide messenger RNA. The record is from the annotation of a GenBank genome assembly. NCBI's taxonomy places the organism in Eukaryota, Dinophyceae, Suessiales, Symbiodiniaceae.